Messenger RNA from Microplitis mediator, 1595 nucleotides. RefSeq lists its product as uncharacterized. The coding region runs from base 633 to 1127 and encodes 164 amino acids. Lineage: Eukaryota; Metazoa; Arthropoda; Insecta; Hymenoptera; Braconidae. The record is from RefSeq and is a predicted model, not a curated record. The transcript is spliced from 6 exons.
AUCGAAGGAUCUUUCAAAGUAGUUCAUAUUUCAAUAAUAUAAAUGAUGAAUUUCUAAAUAAAAUGAUUUCUUAUUUUCAUUUGUAGUGUCUACCACAAAUACCAGUAUUUAGCCAAUUGCUAUCAUUUCACCUGAAAAAAUUUGACAAGGGAAUCGCUUCAUUAUUUGUUCUCUGUGGUGAAAGAAGCGAAGCAGUAUAUGAAAGUGUUUUCAAAUUCCUAAUUACGGAUCUUGAAAUCAAGAAUUUAAAGUGCAUAACAUGCCACUACGACGCAAUAUUAAUAAAUGGUAUAAGACGAGUUCUUCCAAACGUCGUUAUUAGAGGCUCUCUUUACCAUUAUGUUAAAUUUCUUAACCGAAAAUGGAAUAAUCUUAAUCUGCCUGCUAAAGAUGAAGAUGAAGUGUUUGACCUGAGCUCAAUUCUAAAAUUGAUACCAAAAGAACUGAUUAAAAGUGGCAUUGAUCUCCUCAUAUCAAAAGGAGAAGCGUUAUCGAAAAUUAAUGAAGACUAUAUAGCAUAUUGUAAAUUCGUGGAGAAAAGUGAAGUAUUCAUUAGUCAUGAAACUUUCAUUGAUGAGAACGUUAAAAAUGCGAUUCAUUACUCUGAAAGUUUUAUCCUCAAUGAAAGAAGAAUGCUUGGCACUCACCCAACGUUGCAUGUAUUUUUACAAUCAAUUAAAAAAUGCAUUUAUGAAAGUGAAGUAGAAUUUCGGACAGUCACAAAAGAAACUAAAAUUUCACAUGAAGUUAAAAUUACUUCAUCGUUAAUACAAAUACAAAAUAAAUUGAAGAAAAAAAAAAUAACGAUUGAAGAAUUUACAAAUAACUUAGCUAUAAACAAUUUAAAAAUAAAAAUUGGAGUUUCGUUGAACUGGCCUCAAUACCGCAAUGAUGAUUGUAAAUUAGAUUCUUUCCCGAAUCCCAGAUUAUAUUUCUCAAAGGAUGAAAAUGAAGAAGAACUCGAAAAUCCAUGCUGCUAUUGUUUCAAUGAGGAAGCUUCCAUCCAGGUAAGAGGCUGCAAUCAUUUCAUUGGAUGCUAUGCGUGCUGGUUUGAAGCUUCAAUUCGGUACAAAAAAAAAACGUGUCCCAAGUGCAGAGCCAAUUACCAAAAAGUCAACAUUUAUUAAUUGUUUGCAUUGUUUUUGUUUUUUUUUGUUAUUAAAUUAAUUGCAAAAAAAGUUGUAAUGGAGAUUAUAAUAAUGUUCAAAUUUAUAAUUAAUUAUUUAAAAUUAAUUAAUGUUUAUUGUAAAAUAAUUAAUUUACUAGAGUAUAUUUUAAAUAUAAGUUUUGUUAAUUAUUAUUUAAUGUAACAAUUAUUAAUAAUGAAAAAGAUAUAUGUAUAGUUACCUGGUAGCGUAAAUAAUUAAUUUAAAAAUGUAAAUGUAACUCUUUAUUUAUAAUUUAUUAAAAAUAUCUUAAUGAUAAAUAACAAUAAUAGUAAACAACCACACUGUCCUGUGACUGUGCUGUUGAUCAAUCAACGCAAGUCAACGGCACAUUGUCAUGGAGAAAACUUUCAGUAAGCGUAAUAAAGCAGUCCCGUAAUAAAAAUAAUUUUGUAAAUUUCAAAUAUUUAUAAAAUAAAAUCAUUCAUU